Molecule: messenger RNA, 2536 nt
Organism: Drosophila montana
Lineage: Eukaryota; Metazoa; Arthropoda; Insecta; Diptera; Drosophilidae
Product: proton-coupled amino acid transporter-like protein CG1139
Exons: 6
Coding region: 405-1940 (511 amino acids)
Biological process (GO): amino acid transmembrane transport
Molecular function (GO): L-amino acid transmembrane transporter activity
Source: RefSeq, a predicted model, not a curated record
UUUGUCAAACUGUGCGGUUGUUAGAACUUUUAAAUUUUCUUUGCAACGUCUUGGCAACGUUUUAAAUUUCCCUCGACAGCUAACAAGAACAAGAAAAUCAAAUUUAAAAAAAAAUACGUUGAAUACGUUGAAUUUUUCAAAACCAGACCGGUCGCAAGUCGUUGAGAAUUGCAUUAGUAAUAUUGCAUUUUAUCUUUAUACAAAAUUAAUGAAAAUCAAGUCUCAAUUUUUGCAUUAAAUUUCCCCCAUUAAAUUCUAUUUUGUAUUGUAAAAAGUGUUUGGAAAUUGCUGGAAAACGCGCCGCAACGCGUUGACCGAGAGUUUACUAAAUACGUUAAGCGCGCGACAGUUGCCAUUGCCGACAGGAUAACGACACCACCUCCAGGAUUUUCGCUGCGGUGAAAAUGAGUUUUCACAAAAGCGACUCACGUACGCCGCUGGCACCGGCGGAAUACACCAAAAUUCCGACGGUUGUGACGGUCUACGACAGCGAGAAGAAAAAUGGCAGCAGGAACAAUGCGAGCAUAAGCCAGCCCAAAUUCAUUCGCUCCGACAUGGCCGAUGUGCCAGUCCAGCAGGCGGCUGGCUCCACCCUACCAUUGGUGUUGACUCGCAAAAAAGGCGGCGAUGACGGAGAGGACGGCCACUAUAAUCCCUUCGAGCACCGCAAAGUUGAGCACCCAACAUCUGAUUUGGAAACCUUCGUGCAUCUGCUGAAAGGCUCACUGGGCUCAGGCAUUCUGGCCAUGCCCAUGGCCUUUGCCAAUGCGGGUCUGUGGUUUGGUCUAGUGGCCACCUUAUUCGUGGGCACCUUGUGCACCUACUGCGUUCACGUGCUGGUCAAGUGCUCGCAUAUACUCUGCCGGCGUCGCAAGAUACCAAUGAUGGGGUUCGCCGAUGUCGCCGAGCAAGCCUUUCUGGAUGGUCCACCCUCGCUGAAUCGCUGGUCCCGCUUCAUACGCUUCAUGGUGAACACGUUUCUAGUGAUCGAUCUGCUUGGUUGCUGCUGCAUCUAUCUGGUGUUUGUGGCUACCAAUGUGCAACAGGUGGUCGGCGUUUACAUGGAUACUGUGCUCAGCGUGCGUUUGUGGAUUGUUAUUGUGUCUGCGCCUUUGGUGUUCAUGUGUCUGGUGCGCAAUCUGAAGUUUUUGACGCCCUUCUCGAUGAUUGCCAAUAUUCUGAUGUUUGUGGGCAUUGUCAUAACGUUCGUCUAUAUGUUUACGGACUUGCCAGCGCCAGCUGAGCGCGCGGGCGUGGUUUCGCCAGUGCAGUGGCCACUGUUCUUUGGCACGGUCAUCUUCGCCCUGGAAGGCAUCGGUGUAGUUAUGUCCCUGGAGAACGACAUGAAGAACCCCAAACACUUCAUUGGCUGCCCCUCGGUGCUCAAUCUGGGCAUGGGCCUGGUCAUUGGUCUUUACACACUGGUCGGUUUCUUUGGCUAUCUCAAGUAUGGUCCCGAUACCGAGGCAAGCAUAACGCUAAAUCUGCCCCUGGAAGACAAAUUGGCACAAUCCGUCAAGCUAAUGAUUGCCAUUGCUAUAUUCUUUACUUUUACGCUGCAGUUUUAUGUUCCAGUCAGCAUCCUGUGGAAGGGAAUUGAAAACAAGAUUCCUGCUGCGCGCCAGAACAUCAGCGAGUACGGAUUGCGUGUGGGCCUGGUGAUUCUUUGCUGUGGCAUUGCUGUGGCGCUGCCCAAUUUGGGUCCAUUUAUCUCGCUCAUUGGCGCCGUCUGCCUGAGCACGCUGGGCAUGAUGGUGCCGGCGAUUAUUGAAUUGGCUGUGUACAAUGAGGAUCCUGGCUAUGGUCGCUUCAAGUGGCGGCUGUGGAAGAACUCGGGUCUGAUAUUGUUUGGCAUUGUGGGCUUCGUAACGGGCACAUAUGUGAGCAUACGCGAGUUUCAGGCUGAGUUUAACGGGGGCCAUGUGGGCGAUGCACAGUGAGCAGCCGCCCAAAAGUUUACGCUAAUUUAAUUUAAAUUAGUUUUAAUAAAACUCUUCUAAGCACAGGGAUAUCUAAGUUAAGUUUUUAACUAAUUUUAGGGCUAACCAAAGUUUUAUAAGAUUCUCCCUCUGCUACACUUUCUCCAACGUUCCCAAUCCACCAGCUUAUCACAUACUCAAUCCCAUCUAAAUUUCAAACUAAAACCAUAAAAAUUAAUUAUGUUAUAAUAUCAUUAACUUCAUUCAGGCCAAGAACGGGCAGCUUUGUUGUAGUUACCUUCUACCUAACCCUUACCCUUUAAAUCUACCAUCAUCCAAACAAAGUAUUUGAUUUAGUCAAUGCCGCAUUAUGAUAAAUAAUUGUGGCAUUGACGUUAGAGAAUUCUUCCAGAAGUGAUUUCGUAAACGUAGUGAUCUUUUGACAACAAAAUAUAUCGUAGUUAUAGUAGUUGUAAUUAGUUCCUAGCUGAACUAAAUUAGUUACACACAAAAACAGACAGACAGUUAAGCAAGUUACACACACCAACACACGCAUAUAUAAAAAAUGUUCGUUUUGUUAUAUUUUUCGUUUAUUAAAAUAUCAUUGAUUUUCUCUA